Emys orbicularis (European pond turtle) is the source of this 981-nucleotide messenger RNA. RefSeq names its product potassium two pore domain channel subfamily K member 7 (gene KCNK7). Gene Ontology annotation, molecular function: potassium ion leak channel activity; outward rectifier potassium channel activity. The transcript has 3 exons. Gene Ontology annotation, biological process: potassium ion transmembrane transport; stabilization of membrane potential. Gene Ontology annotation, cellular component: plasma membrane. The record is from RefSeq and is a predicted model, not a curated record. NCBI's taxonomy places the organism in Eukaryota, Metazoa, Chordata, Testudines, Emydidae. The coding region runs from base 1 to 981 and encodes 326 amino acids.
AUGGAGCUGCCCGCGGUGCCCCAGCCCUGGCGCUACUGGCUGCUGCUGGGCUCCUAUGGGCUCUUCCUACUGCUGGGCACCGCCGUCUUCGUGGGCGUCGAGGCGCCGCAGGAGGCCGGGCUCCGGGAGGCGCUGCGGGGCGCCAGGGCCGGCUUCGUGCGCCAGCACCAGAGCUGCCUGUCGGAGCCCGGCCUGGAGCGGCUGCUGGAGCGGGUGCUGGACGCCGAUAGCUACGGGAUCUCCGCGCUGGGCAACGUCUCCGACGACGAGAACUGGGACUUCAGCUCGGCGCUGUUCUUCGCCGCCAGUGUCCUCACCACCACGGGCUAUGGCCAUACGGUGCCCCUGUCGGAUGGGGGGAAGGUUUUCUGCAUCUUCUACACCCUGCUGGGACUCCCAGCCACCCUGCUCCUGGCCACCUGUCUCCUGCAGCGACUCAUGGGGCUGCUGAGCCACCGGCCCGUUCAGUAUCUUCACACCCACUGGGGCAUCUCUCCAGGCCAUGCAGCACUGGGACACGCAGCUACCAUGGGACUGAGCGUACUGGGGCUUUUUAUCCUGCUGCCAGCCCUCUGCUUCUGGGCCCUGGAGAAUGGCUGGACCUUCCUGGAGUCCGUCUACUUCUGCUUCAUCUCGCUCAGCACCAUUGGGCUUGGGGACUACGUGCCAGGUCGUGGCAGCCCCUCCUCGCUGCGCCAUCUCUACAAAAUCAGCAUCACCUGUUACCUUCUCCUGGGGCUCCUGGCCAUGCUGCUGGCCCUGGAGACCAUCUAUGAGCUGCGCGAGGUCCACAGCCUUGUCCGAUUCUUCGCCCCCCCACGGGCCCCUGCCUCCCCCUCCAGUGAGGACGAUGACCAGCUGGAGAUCCUGAGCCAUGACCAGCUGGGCCUGGCUACUGUCUGCGGGGCCACCCCCUCUGGGAGCCAAGCAGACAGCGAGGCAGAUGGGAGAGCGGCACCCCAUGACGGCCCCUCUGGGUAA